GGAGGGCGGGGCAGACCGAUGUAGGUACUAAGAGGUGCUACGCAUGGGCGGAGUGUGUCGUUGGUGUUUGACGUUACUCGCGACCCGUGAAGACGGUAACCAGGCCCAGAAUCUUGACUUCGGCGUUUGGGACAAGCUAAGCUCUCGUUCUCGAGCCCGUUUUCCCUGAGUCUCGCGAGAUCGGCGAACUGACCAGAAAGCCGGUAUCGCCUAGGCGCGCGACCGGGCCCUCAGACCCCCCAGGACCUGGAGUCACCCACUCUGGACCUCAGCAGCUAUGGAUGAGGACCUGGUUUUGGCACUACAGCUUCAGGAGGAGUGGAACUUGCAGGUCUCGGAGCGCGAACCGGCCCAGGAGCCCCUGUCGCUGGUGGACGCGUCUUGGGAGUUGGUGGACCCCACCCCUGACUUACAGGCCCUGUUUGUUCUGUUCAACGACCGUUUCUUCUGGGGCCAACUGGAGGCGGUCGAGGUGAAGUGGAGCGUGCGGAUGACGCUGUGUGCUGGGAUAUGCAGCUAUGAAGGGAGGGGUGGAAUGUGUUCCAUCCGUCUCAGUGAACCCCUUUUAAAGCUGAGACCAAGAAAAGAUCUUGUGGAGACCCUCUUGCAUGAAAUGAUACAUGCCUAUUUAUUUGUCACUAAUAACGAUAAAGAUCGGGAAGGGCAUGGUCCAGAGUUUUGUAAGCAUAUGCAUCGCAUCAAUCGUCUGACAGGAGCCAAUAUAACGGUGUACCAUACUUUCCACGAAGAGGUGGACGAGUACCGUCGACACUGGUGGCGCUGCAAUGGGCCGUGUCAGAACAGUAAGCCAUAUUACGGCUAUGUGAAGCGUGCCACCAACAGGGCCCCCUCCGCCCAUGACUACUGGUGGGCUGAACACCAGAAAACCUGUGGAGGCACUUACAUCAAAAUCAAGGAACCAGAGAACUACUCUAAAAAGGGCAAAGGAAAGACAAAACUGAGAAAGCAGCCAGGAUCAGAAGCAGAGAAUAAAGACAAACUGAACAGAGGGGAGAAACAGCUGUUAAUCCCCUUUACUGGGAAAGGUUAUGUCCUAGGGGAAACCAGCAAUUUUUCAUCUGGGAAAUGUAUCACUUCACAUGCUAUUAAUGAAACUCAAGAGCCUUUAAGUCAAAACAAUUCAGCAAAUGCCCUGAGACCUCAUUCUAAAACUGAGGUGAAAUUUGAACAGAAUGGUCCAAGUAAAAAGACUUCCGUAGCAUCCCCUGUUCUCAGUACCAGUCAUCAAAAUGUCUUAAGCAACUACUUCUCUAAAGUAUCCGUUGCCAGCAACAAGGCUUUCAGAAGUGUGAGUGGGUCUCCAGCGAAGAGUCUCACAGUGGGCGACAGCACUACAAAGUCAGUCUCUUCCGGUUCUCAAAGGAGGGUUACAUCUUCUAAGAUAUCGCUAAGAAAUUCCUUAAAAGCCAUGGAGUCGACAUCUGUCACUGCGCCCCAGGAUGCAAGUGGGCCUGAAGGUAAACUCCCAAGUAAACAACCCAGGCUAGUAGACAAGACUUUUUUUGACAACUUUUUUAUCAAGAAAGAGCAAACCCAGAGUGGUGGUAAUGAUCUGAAGAGUAGUUCACAUCCUCCAGCUGCAGCUCAGAAUCCCAGCAGUUCAUCUAGUCAGAGCAGAGUGGUUCACUGUCCUGUGUGUCAGGAUGAGGUUUCAGAGACACAGAUUAACGAGCACUUGGACUGGUGCCUUGAACGUGAUAGCACCCAAGUCAAAAGCUGAAACAAAUCUCUGAAAAAUGAAUGGGCCUCCAGUGUCUGCCUUUAUUGCCUCAGGAAUUUCUGAUUAAUAAGAUUUGCAGGUUAUAAUCUAGUUCAUCAAUAUUAAAUGUUCUACUUUAUAUAAACAUAUGAGAUUGUAAUUAAAAAAUAUUUUGCCUAGAGGUGCUAUAUACUCUUGUCUUACGUAC
Budorcas taxicolor (takin) is the source of this 1928-nucleotide messenger RNA. It is a transcript of the gene SPRTN, whose product is annotated as SprT-like N-terminal domain. Bases 278 to 1741 code for a protein of 487 amino acids. The record is from RefSeq and is a predicted model, not a curated record. Gene Ontology annotation, cellular component: nucleus. Gene Ontology annotation, molecular function: metalloendopeptidase activity; methionine adenosyltransferase activity; polyubiquitin modification-dependent protein binding. Gene Ontology annotation, biological process: S-adenosylmethionine biosynthetic process; DNA repair. NCBI's taxonomy places the organism in Eukaryota, Metazoa, Chordata, Mammalia, Artiodactyla, Bovidae. The transcript has 6 exons.